Messenger RNA from Xyrichtys novacula (pearly razorfish), 3263 nucleotides. The record is from the annotation of a GenBank genome assembly. NCBI's taxonomy places the organism in Eukaryota, Metazoa, Chordata, Actinopteri, Labriformes, Labridae.
CUGAGUUCUGUACAGCGGCUAUGUUCAGGUACACACGAAGAAGAACUGAGCAUCAGUAAAUACAACUCAGCUAGCUGUAUCAGCCGCUCAAAUCCUGUAAAUCUUUACCAAACACCCUUAAAUCGAGGCAGGAUGCCUCGCUACGCACAGCUGGUGAUGGGCCCCGCCGGCAGCGGGAAGGUAAGUCAUCAUCAGUCAUUCAGAGACUGGAUCUGACAUCCUUCAUUACUCUGUUCAGCUACAGCGGUUCAUGCUAAAGCAUGAGGCUGUCAAGUUUCACACACCAGCAAAAUUCAGAUUACAGCUGUUUGUUUCUCAUUAUUUAUGUUUUAUCUGCCAUUUUAGAGUACCUACUGCUCCACCAUGAUCCAGCAUGUAGAGGCCUCAAACCGGUCAGUUCAGGUGGUCAACCUGGACCCAGCAGCUGAGCACUUUGACUAUCCUGUCAUGGCAGGUGAGGAAAGCAUGUUGGUGGUUCAAAAACAGGAUUCAUAUCUGAACAUUAUUGAUCUCAGUCCUACAUUACUACAGCAGAAAUACAAUGUAAAGUCAUAGCUAGGUUAAGGUGUGAAGAAAAGAAAAGGUGUUGAAGUCAUGUUUAUAACAAGGUUCAUGUUAUUAUAAUAAACUUAGUUGCACUAUAAGAACAAUUACAUUUAUUCACUGGUAGACUUUCGAUGAUCUUUGUGUUUAUCUAACUCCUGGUUUGUGUAAUUUGCUGGUAAAGGCUUUGCUUUAAGAGCCAUAUGGUUUGGUAAAGUCCUGCCUGAAAGCAUUCAUUUUAUUUAUUUCAUAUCCCUGCUUCUUGUCUGUCUUAUAUGCUUUAUGUAUUUUUUUCAAUAUAUGCUUAAUGCUGUUGAAUGCUUGUCCUAAAUGCACUUAAUGUUUGUGGUUACAUACCCACUUUUGCAAUUUUUUACUUAACAGAAAGUGUUGCUUACACCUUAAAUAAUUUCCCGUCUCCUCUAUCUGGUUUUGUGGUUGUUGUUGUUUCUUCAUAGUGAGCUUAUUUUAACAUGUGGCCGGGGACUAGAGAUGGAAACUUGCCUUUUGGCUGACUCUGGCAUGUUUACAGAAAUGUUGGUUUACAUACAAUGUCAUUGUCCCUGUGAAAUAAAACUAAAAUUAAAAGAUAAAUAGAUAAGCAGUUACAUGUUAGAAACAUGGUGGCAAAUUAUAACCCAGAGAAAAAGCCAAAUGUUUGAUCCAAUACCUAUGACUGCGUACUGUCUGAUUGAAAUAGUGUUCACUUAAUUGAAUUAACUUCUUCAUGUCAGUUGAGAGCUUUCCUGUCAUGUCCGCUUUAGGCCACACAACAUUGAUUUGCUUCUCAGAUAAAUGUCUGUGUCCGCAGAUAUCCGUGAGUUGAUCCAGGUGGAUGAUGUCAUGGAGGACCCCUCGCUCAGGUUUGGCCCUAAUGGAGGCUUGGUUUUCUGUAUGGAGUACUUCGCCAACAACUUGGAUUGGCUGGAGGAAAGCCUGGGACACGUUGAGGAUGAUUAUAUACUUUUUGACUGUCCAGGUAAAUAUUGACCAGAGGAAACAGCUAUCUGUGUUUGCCAUAUCAAAGUAAUGUCGAGGGAUACGUGAAAUUUAAUUGCUGUUGGGAAAAAUAACACUUCAGGCUCCUGAGCUUUAAAACAAAACAAGGAAAUGGUCAUGUCUUUUGAUCACAACAUUAUGUUUAUGAUACCCAUUUUACUUUUUAAGAUAAAGGGCCCCAGUCUGAAACUGUGUUGUAAAGCUGAUCAUAGUUUUGACAUGUGCCUUCUUAUUGCAGGUCAGAUUGAACUUUACACACACCUCCCUGUAAUGAGACAGCUGGUGGAGCAGCUCCAGCAGUGGGAGUUUCGGGUGUGUGGGGUCUUUCUGGUGGACUCCCAGUUUAUGGUGGAGUCUUUCAAGGUAAAUGCCACUUGUGUUUUGCUUUACGUCACUCUUAUUUGCUAAACUUAUAAACUUAUUUGUCCAUAAACUGUAAUCUUCUUUCUUUCUCUCUCAACUGCAGUUUAUCUCAGGAGUCAUGGCUGCUCUGAGUGCCAUGGUGUCAUUAGAAAUCCCUCAAGUCAACAUUAUGACCAAAAUGGACCUGCUUAGUCCCAAAGCAAAGAAGGAAAUAGAAAAGUAAGCAGACUAUUUUGUGUGAGAGGAACCAGCUUAUCUUGCGUGUGGAGGUCCUCAUUGCUCCAAUCAUAAGGCUGAAUCUAAUGUUAGUAUUUAAUGCCUGUCACCCAUCUCUUUCUUCCUACUUUUUUUUCCCAUUUCUCUCUACUUAUCUGCACAGUUCAGGAUCUAUAUUCGCUUACACAUUUUUGAUUAAAGUUAUACAUAUAAAAAUGACCUGAUCUGACUUCUAAACAAAAAAAUGCAGACAAUGAAUGAAUGAGCUAAUUUAAACUUUCAAAAAGUUUGCAAAUUGAACACGUUAGUCAUUGAGAAGCAGCAUUAAUUGUUUCCUUUUGUCUCUGAUCAGGUACCUGGACCCAGACAUGUACUCAAUGAUGGAAGAUAACUCAGAUACUUUCAAAAGCAAAAAGUUCAAGAAGCUGACUAAAGCCAUCUGUGAGCUUGUAAGUGAAGAUUUACAGAGUUCAUUUUUUACCCAAGUUCAGACAAACACCCACUCCUUUUGCUCUGUCUGUGUCUCUAGAUCGAUGACUACAGUAUGGUGAGGUUCCUCCCUUUCGACCGCACAGAUGAGGAAGGUAUAAACAUAGUUCUGCAGCAUAUUGACUUCUCCAUACAGUAUGGAGAGGACCUCGAAUUCAAGGAGCCAAAGGUACGGACAGAAAACACGUUUAGUAAUUUCAAUUAAAUCCCAUUGUUUUUAGACUCUGACUGAUACAUAUCUUUACAUUUUUGUUCAGGAGGGUGAUGAGGAGCCAGCUAACCUAAAUUAUGAUGAGAUUUUUCAAGAUGGCAAGGACGGCUAAAGAUUUACAUGACACCAGGAAUCCUGCAUGAAAAGGGACUUGUACUAAAACAACAUCAACAAAAGGAAGGCAAAACCACCACCUUCCAUGACAUGAUGAAGGAGCUUUUUUGGGGGAAAAAAAACAGGCCCUGGUUAUCAUGACUGUGCUCCAUCAUGUGUUCAAAAGUUUGAUCUUUUGUGCUGUUGUGUUGACACAGACAUUUGAGUUGAAGCAACUUGUGUUUUAUUAUUAUGGGACAGUGUUUAAGUUUUAAAGAUGUUCAAUAGAUUUAUAAAUGCUAUAUAUUUUUAAAUAAAUAUUACCCCAAAUGAACCAAUCUUUUUUAAA